CUCUCACCCUCUCCCCUUCCUCCUCACCCGCUCGCCGCCUCACAACCGGAGCCGCUGAGAUCCCAUAUCGCCUUCCCGACUCCGGAGGGGCCGAGCCCAAACAGAGGGAGCCUCUAUCCUCCAGCGCGGUGCCCAGGACCAGAGCCUCUCCCCGGGCCCGCCGCCCCCUCCGCAGCCCCCCCGCCGGCCCCCUCCUCAGCCAUGUACUCCGCCGGCCUGGAGAUCCUGGGCAUGAUCCUGGCCGUGGCCGGCUGGCUCGGCGUCAUGGUGACGUGCGGCAUGCCCAUGUGGCGGGUGGCGGCCUACGUGGGCCAGAACAUCGUCAUCUCCCAGGUGAUCUGGGAGGGCCUGUGGAUGAACUGCUCCGUGCAGAGCACCGGCCAGAUGCACUGCAAGGUGCACGACUCCAUGCUGGGGCUGCCGGUGGACCUGCAGGCCGCGCGCGCCCUGGUCGUCGUCUCCCUGGUGAUGUGCGUGGCGGGCGUCGGCCUGUCCACCGCCGGCGCCAAGUGCACCAACUGCAGCGCCGACGCGGCCAGCAAGCCCCGGCUGGUGGUGACGGCCGGGGUGACCUUCCUGCUGGCGGGGACUCUCCUGAUGGUGGCCGUGUCCUGGACGGCCAACGCCAUCGUGGUGGACUUCUACGACCCCAUGCUGGAGGAGACGGGCAAGAGGGAGUUCGGCAACGCGCUCUACUUCGGCUGGGCCGCGUCCUGCCUGCUGGUCCUGGGGGGCGCGCUGCUCUGCUGCUCCUGCCCCCCCAGGCCGCCCGGAGCGGCCGGCAGCGGAGGAGGCGUCAAGCCCCACGCCCGGGCGGCGGCGGCGGCGGCGAACUACUCGGCUGUCAAGACGGCGUCCGUCAACGGUUACACCAGGAGGGACUAUGUGUGAAUGGGGGGGGAUGCUAGCUUAGUCCCCGGGCCCCCCCCCCC
Molecule: messenger RNA, 932 nt
Organism: Gadus morhua (Atlantic cod)
Lineage: Eukaryota; Metazoa; Chordata; Actinopteri; Gadiformes; Gadidae
Product: claudin-4
Exons: 1
Coding region: 202-891 (229 amino acids)
Cellular component (GO): membrane; bicellular tight junction
Molecular function (GO): structural molecule activity
Source: RefSeq, a predicted model, not a curated record